AUGUCACUUAAUGGAAUUCUGCGCGCACCCGAGAAUAGCGUCAGGACUAACACGACUGAUUGUCUACAGAAACAUGCGGCACAAUACCUUCUUCAGCAGUAA
This is a messenger RNA of Wallemia ichthyophaga EXF-994, 102 nucleotides long. RefSeq lists its product as uncharacterized. The coding region runs from base 1 to 102 and encodes 33 amino acids. Lineage: Eukaryota; Fungi; Basidiomycota; Wallemiomycetes; Wallemiales; Wallemiaceae. The record is from RefSeq and is a predicted model, not a curated record. The transcript has 2 exons.